GUUCUGCUGUUCGUCGCGGAAGGCCCAGUUGGCGAGGAAUCAAGCCCUCCCAAUGCCUCGAGACCCUGACCUCCUCUCAACGACACCUCCGUUCCCGAGGUCUAGCUACGUACAGUGGCAAUUAGACACGAUGCCGUCGACUACACCCUACUCACCCCAUCAUGACAACUCACAGAUCUGGUGUCUGGCCACCGCAGAGGAACCACGUAUAAAGCUGUGCUGUUUGUGCUCACCGCCGCUAUCUGCACACUGCAUCUCAUGCACCUCGCCGACGUCGCUGUAUUCUAGACCACAACGCCAUUCUGUACAUCUACACAGUUGCUUUCCCACACUUUCAAUUUCCUCGCCUUCGAGCAAGUAUUCCAAACCUAUUAUACUCUAAGAAAGAUACUAUCAUCGUAUACUCUGUUUCAAAAGCCGCUUUGGCGAGGAUUUCGCAAACAUGUGCAUCGCUAUCAUAACCACGGAGCACCCCGACUACCCCUUCAUUCUCCUAAACAACCGCGAUGAAUACCUCCACCGCCCGACCGCCCCCUCCACCUUCUGGCCGCCGCCCCACGCCCACGUCCUCGGCGGCUACGACCUGCACCGCGCCGAGCACGGCACCUGGCUGGGCGUCACGCGUCAAGGCCGCAUCGCGUGCCUGACCAACUACCGCGAGGCCGACCCCGCCGCGCUGAUCCAGGGCGUGCGGUCGCGCGGCGCCAUCGUCAACCUGUUCCUCCGGCAAGAUCCACAGUCGCACGAGACCACCGCCGAGUUCGCCGCGCGGUUGGUCGCGGAGGAUGGAGUGCGUGGGGUCGGCGGCUUUAGUUUGCUAUUUGGGAAUGUGCGGGACGUGGUCAAGGGCGUGGUGGAGGGAGGAGGGGAGGGGGGGAAGAAGAAGGGCGGGUUGGCGAUUAUCUCGAAUCGGACGCCGGAUGUGGAGGGCUUGAUUUGGGUGGCGGGGGCCCCGCAUGAGACGACGGCGCUGAGUAAUUCAUUUUAUGGGGAUGCGUCGUGGCCGAAGGUUGUCAAGGGGGAGGAGGCGGUACGCGUUGCUGUCAAGGAGAGUGUGGAGAGAGGAGAUAGCAAGGAGGAGUUGUUGGAGCGGUUGUUUGGGCUGCUGAGCGUGGAUACGCUUCCGCGGCAAAGGAAUGGGGAGGAGUGGGAUGUUUACUUGAAUCAGCUGAGGCAUAGCAUCUUUGUGCCGCCGAUUGGGGGGGUCGAGUUGGAUGGGGUGCCGUCGGAUAGGAUUGCGGCGGCGGUGGAUCAUGAGGCUGUGGACGCGACGUCGGGGAUCUAUGGGACGCAAAAGCAGUCGCUGAUCUUGGUGGACAAAAAGGGAAUGUUGACAUUUGUGGAGAGAACGUUGUUCGAUGGGAUCGGGAAGCCGGUGGAGGGCGGGAAGGUGGAUCGGGUGUUUGAGUUCCAGGUUGAGGGAUGGUAAUAAAAAGUGCAAAUAGAUGAGAUAACUCAGUCACAUAGUGUAGACUACUUCUCUACUUAUAUUAACAAUAUUUACAGAAUUGACCGCUUAG
Molecule: messenger RNA, 1520 nt
Organism: Mytilinidion resinicola
Lineage: Eukaryota; Fungi; Ascomycota; Dothideomycetes; Mytilinidiales; Mytilinidiaceae
Product: DUF833-domain-containing protein
Exons: 2
Coding region: 443-1429 (328 amino acids)
Biological process (GO): Golgi organization; protein secretion
Cellular component (GO): Golgi apparatus
Source: RefSeq, a predicted model, not a curated record